Messenger RNA from Metopolophium dirhodum (rose-grain aphid), 1735 nucleotides. Its product is annotated as YTH domain-containing protein 1-like. The transcript is spliced from 5 exons. NCBI's taxonomy places the organism in Eukaryota, Metazoa, Arthropoda, Insecta, Hemiptera, Aphididae. The coding region runs from base 113 to 1582 and encodes 489 amino acids. The record is from RefSeq and is a predicted model, not a curated record.
UAAAGUCAAUUUUAUCAAUUAUUUUUUGUAUAAAUUAAUUUCUUAAUUUUGUGCUUAAAAUAUACAGUUAACUUUUCGACGGUUUCCUGUAUAAUAGUUCAUUUUAGCCAUUAUGGUGCCUUCAUCAAUACAAUGGACAAUGACUCCUUCGGUUAAUAUUUUAGUUUAUCCGAUAUCGAGAUACGUAAUAUCGCCGGUCAUUAAGUCUCCCGGAACAACCAUCAGACGCCGCAGCCAACGCCAUACAUCGACGUCCGGCCGGACUUCCUUCAACGUUCGUCGCUGCAGUGAAUCUCGCGCCCGUCGUAGUCUCUCCGACAACUGCGGUAACCGUCAGCAUCGCCGAUCGCAAAAAUACCGUCGCCUGCAGACGUAUCCCCCGAAACGAUCUCCCUAUCGUCGGCGAAACGGCUGCAGUAAGUCACGGUAUGAUAAGCGCAGUGGAUCCCGGGACACGUACAGCAGCGGUCUGCGGUCUGUGACCCAUCACCGAGACAAACAAGCGCCACAGGACCGGAAACAGGAGCAAGACAAGGACGUAGACGUAGAGUCUGACGAGGAUGAGGAAGAUAAGGAGUUGGAGGCGGAGGUGGAGGUAGAGGACUGCGACUACGAUGGCGAUGACGACAACAUCAACGAUGACGACGACUACGACGAAGACGAUGACGAUGACGACGACGACGACAACGACCAAGUCGUAGACGACGGAUAUGAGUACGAAGAGCAACUGGAGUUUGGGAAAGAAGAACAUAAACGGUCGGACGACGCCACUAUUACAUACGGCUGGGGACCGCAGCCACCGGUCGGCGAGACGCAAAGUCGUGUCAUGCGACGUUCCGCCAACAUUGUAUUGCUGGCUCACGGCAACCGUUCAUUGUACGUGCUCACGAUCCAACGAAACCAGGUGACCUCAGUCAGCUUUUCCUCCGAUCGUUACAGAAACCGUUGUUCAUCGUCUACCACCGUCAUCAGUUACAAGCUACCAGGCGGACAAUUCAUUCUGACUGAUGAUGAGCAACAUAACUGCCAAGGUGGCAGAAAUAUUUUAUGUACUUGUCCCGACGAUCAACAGUGGUAUUCGGCAGCAAUCAACCAUUUCAUGACAAACUUCACGACUCGCGGCCCGACGACUUCGGCGACGACGGGACAAGCCGUCGGCGACCGCCCGCAGUUCAUGCCGCUGGGCAAUUGGUAUCGGACGCAGCAAGACAACGACUCCGAAACCAUCUUGGCGUCCGGCGGCGUAAAGUACGACCACCACUGGCGGGGCAACUGCAACUAUUACCCGUACAAGCCGGCGCACGUCAGCCGCCAGUUGGCCGGCCACAAGCGCGUGUACGCCGUUCCGGACGCUUGCUGCCUGUUCCCGGGCGAGGAACACACAUUCCAGCUGAAGACGCCGCACGCCAAGACGAAAACGGCCACCACCAAGACCAAAACCACCACCGUCACCGUUACCACUACGUACAAGUGCAAGUUCGUCCCGCUGGCGCGGCUCCACGAAAACAGCCGUCUGUACGGACCGAUCUUGUCGUCGCUGCCGGCCGUUUUGUCUGGUAUGAACUUGAUUUGCUCACCCUGAGUCCGACAUCGUCGUUUAACCAUCGCAUCAUUACGGAACAAAAUAGAAUGAUAGCAUUCAUUUUUGUCCGUCAACGAAUACCCAUAUCUAAUUGUUUUAAUAUGUUUAGUUUGAUACACUCAUGUACGGCCACUAAUAAUGGUACCUGUUGCU